AUUGUUGUUCUAUGUUAUAGCUCAAGUUUUAAGAAGUUUUGUAACUAAUCUGAGGUCAUAUGCUGUUUAACAUAUACUUUAAGUGCAGAAAACAACUUAAAAUGAAGAUGGCAUGCAAACUUAACAGCAAUGCAGUGAGAAAACUUUGCACAACGACUGUGGCACGGAAGUUCAACCGACCUCCAACAAACAAAGAAAUGGUUCGAGCCGGAGGGAUAGCUUCCAUGUUUAGAUUACCUGUCUACAAAGACACCAAAGAACUUGAUGUAUGCUUUGUUGGGGUUCCACUGGAUGUUGGUGCUUCAAAUCGAACUGGCACAAGGUUCGGGCCAAGAGCUAUUCGCUCUGAGUCUGUAAUGCUUCGUAGCAUGAACAAUGACACAGGAGCAAGACCGUAUGAAAGUCUCCAAGUUGGUGAUGUGGGUGAUGUGAACUUAAAUCAGUAUAAUCUUCCAGAAGCAUGUAAACAAAUACAACAGCAGUUCUCAAAGUUUGUUGAAACAGGCUGCAAGCCUUUAACCAUGGGUGGUGACCAUACCAUAUCAUAUCCCAUACUACAGGCCAUUAAAGAAAAACAUGGCCCUGUAUGUCUCAUUCAUAUUGAUGCACAUACAGAUUUAUAUGGGCCAUUUAUGGGAUCAGAAAUACAUCAUGGAAAUCCAUUUAUGCUGGCAUACACGGAAAAACUAAUUGAUCCUAACAAAACAAUACAAAUUGGUUUAAGAGGCUCAGGAAUGGAAAAUGAUUAUGAAGUUGGUAAAAAAUUAGGCUUCAGAGUUGUACCCGCCAAAGACUGCUGGUGGAAAUCUCUUACACCCUUGAUGGAAGAAGUCAGAGAGAUGGUUGGAGAUAAACCAGUUUACAUUUCAUUUGACAUCGAUUCACUAGAUCCAGCAUAUGCACCAGGAACAGGCACACCUGAAAUCGGAGGUUUGACGGGAGUCCAAGCGUUAGAGAUUAUUCGAGGAUGUAGAGGUCUUAACAUCGUUGGUUGUGAUCUUGUUGAAGUGUCACCACCGUAUGAUAUUGCUGGCAAAACAUCUAUCCAUGCUGCCAACUUGUUAUUUGAGAUGUUAUGUGUUUUACCUGGUGUAAAAUAUUAAAUUUUUUAAAAAUAUGUAGUAGAGUUAUAUUUAAGAAAAAGAUUUCAUGUUAAACUCAAAUAUAA
This is a messenger RNA of Hydractinia symbiolongicarpus, 1168 nucleotides long. RefSeq names its product agmatinase, mitochondrial-like. The record is from RefSeq and is a predicted model, not a curated record. Gene Ontology annotation, molecular function: metal ion binding; agmatinase activity. Lineage: Eukaryota; Metazoa; Cnidaria; Hydrozoa; Anthoathecata; Hydractiniidae. The transcript is spliced from 7 exons. Bases 60 to 1103 code for a protein of 347 amino acids.